Populus trichocarpa (black cottonwood) is the source of this 2014-nucleotide messenger RNA. RefSeq names its product probable serine/threonine-protein kinase PIX13. Gene Ontology annotation, biological process: protein phosphorylation. The transcript is spliced from 6 exons. Gene Ontology annotation, molecular function: ATP binding; protein kinase activity. The coding region runs from base 390 to 1661 and encodes 423 amino acids. The record is from RefSeq and is a predicted model, not a curated record. NCBI's taxonomy places the organism in Eukaryota, Viridiplantae, Streptophyta, Magnoliopsida, Malpighiales, Salicaceae.
UGUCCUGUCCUGUCCCUCCCUCCCUCCCUCUCAACAUUGAAUAAACAGUUAUGUUUACUAAAAGAAAUGAGAAAAGCCCCCUUUCUUUUGUAUUUGCUGACUAGAUUCACAUAUAAAAAGAAAGUCUCAGAUUUUAGUUCGUGGAAAGAGAGAGAAUUCUAGUCAAGAAAAGAGAUUGUACUCCCCCAAUGAUUUGGUUCUUGAAGAAUGAGAGUUUCUGAUUAAAGAAAAAGAAAACGAAAGGAAAACCGUUUUGAAGACUCUAGAUAAUUAAGCUCAAAGUUGUUUCCUUUUUUCUUGUAUCUAUCUUUGAAUUCUUGAGAUUAAGCUCGAUACUACUGCAAGGUUAUAUCUUUUGUAUCUUGGUAGAAUCCAACUGGUUUUUUUAGAUGGGGAUUUGCUGGGGUUCUUCUGCUCAUAGUCCUACUACACCUUCUACCACCGGUCAUCUAAGUACAGCAGGCAUAUCCCAGACAACUAGCGAUACUGCUUCUUCUGGGGUGAGCAAUGCAACGUCGUCUAGGGGCAGCAACAUCUCUGCACACAGCCGGUUUUCGGCUGGGAGUGGUGAUGAGGAGUUCCCAAAUGGGCAGAUUUUGCCUACCCCCAACUUGCGGAUAUUUUCUUUUGCAGAACUAAAGGUUGCCACCAGGAAUUUUAAAUCUGAUACUUUGCUUGGCGAGGGAGGUUUUGGUCAAGUCUACAAAGGAUGGCUUGACGAGAAGGCGCCAGGGAGAAUUGGAAGUGGAACUAUAAUUGCUGUUAAAAGAUUGAAUUCCGAGAGCUUGCAAGGAUUUGAAGAAUGGCAGUCGGAGGUAAAUUUCUUAGGAAGGCUUUCUCAUCCCCACCUUGUAAGGCUGAUAGGAUACUGCUGGGAGGUUAAGGAACUUCUCCUUGUUUAUGAAUUCAUGCAGAAGGGAAGCUUGGAGAACCAUUUAUUUGGAAGGGGUUCAGCUGUUCAGCCACUUCCAUGGGACACACGGCUCAAGAUUGCCAUAGGAGCAGCUAGAGGCCUUGCUUUCUUGCACACAUCAGAUAAGCAAGUGAUUUACAGAGAUUUUAAAGCCUCCAAUAUACUGCUUGAUGGGGCUUACACAGCAAAAUUAUCAGACUUUGGCUUGGCAAAAUUGGGCCCUUCAGCUAGUCAAUCACACGUGACAACACGGGUGAUGGGAACCUAUGGUUAUGCAGCUCCUGAAUAUGUUGCAACAGGGCAUUUAUAUGUAAAAAGUGAUGUAUACGGUUUUGGGGUUGUCCUGGUUGAGAUUCUGACUGGCUUACGGGCACUUGAUAUAAACCGUCCAAGUGGGAGACAUUCUCUGGUGGACUGGAUCAAGCCAUAUUUAUCUGAUAAAAGAAAAUUGAAGAGCAUUAUGGAUUCUCAUUUAGAGGGUAGAUAUCCUUCCAAAGCAGCACUGCAAAUAGCUCAGCUUGCUCUAAAUUGUCUUGAAUCUGAACCCAAGCACCGUCCACAUAUGAAACAAGUUGUGGAAACUUUAGAACGAAUUGAAGCAUCCAAGGAGAGACAAGGACAGACUAGAACUCGUCCUAACCGUUCUAAGUCUCACCAAAACGGCCAGCAACCCUUGCAAUAUCACUCUCCUCUUCAUCCAAUUCCGGAUCGAAGUCGAGGCUACCAACACUCUCCGCGAGCAAGGUAAUCCGACCACAGCCAAUGAACACGGUCCUACAAAUUACGAUCAUUCUUUCUACAUUACAAUUUAUAAUUUCUUGGUUUAUGUAAUUCAUAGAAUCUAUAGCGAGUUUUGAAUCUAUAGCGAGUUUUGUUACUGCAAUGGAGACUGAGCAUAUGAGUAUAUCAGCCAUGAGCAUGUAAUUAUUUUUAGCAGAGAUGUGGGGUUGUGGUGAGAAGCAUAUAAACAAUGUAGCUGUACUAUUUAGGAAGGGAAUUCAUUAUUGUCUGGCCAUAAAACCCUUCCUUGGGCUGUCAAUUUUAUACAGUCAGACUAACCUGGAUAUCAUCCAAUGAAUGGUGCAAAAAUCAUUUGUUUCA